Pestalotiopsis fici W106-1 is the source of this 576-nucleotide messenger RNA. RefSeq lists its product as uncharacterized. Gene Ontology annotation, biological process: chromatin organization; regulation of DNA-templated transcription. The coding region runs from base 1 to 576 and encodes 191 amino acids. NCBI's taxonomy places the organism in Eukaryota, Fungi, Ascomycota, Sordariomycetes, Amphisphaeriales, Sporocadaceae. Gene Ontology annotation, cellular component: Rpd3S complex; nucleus; NuA4 histone acetyltransferase complex. The transcript has 3 exons. The record is from RefSeq and is a predicted model, not a curated record.
AUGAAUAACUUUUUGCAGGAAGAUGCUUUCCACCAGCGCCCGUCUAUCAAGAUUGUACUGCCUGACGUUAUCAAGGGUCUCCUUGUCGAUGACUGGGAGGCUGUGACCAAGAACUGCCAGCUAGUUCCGCUUCCUCACCCCAAGCCCGUCACGGUUGUCCUUGACAACUACCUCGAGUACGAGAAGGCCCAGCGCCAAGAGGGUUCUUCUUCUAUCGACAUCCUCGAGGAGACCAUUGCCGGACUGAAGGAGUAUUUCGACAAGUGCUUGGGUCGCAUCUUGCUUUACAGAUUCGAGCGCGCUCAGUAUGCUGAGGUCCGCGAGAAGUGGAGCACCGAAGGUUCUGAGCUGUACGGCAAGGCUCCCAGCGAUACCUAUGGUUCCGAGCACCUGAUGCGUUUGUUUACUUCACUGCCCGAGCUUGUCGCCCAAACCAACAUGGAUCAACAGUCUGUGAAUCGACUUCGCGAGGAGCUGACCAAGUUCACUCAGUGGCUCACACGCAAUGCACAAGACUACUUCUUGAACGAAUAUGAGGUUCCCAGCGCAGAGUAUUCUGAAAAGGCAAAGAACUAG